Molecule: messenger RNA, 3164 nt
Organism: Folsomia candida
Lineage: Eukaryota; Metazoa; Arthropoda; Collembola; Entomobryomorpha; Isotomidae
Product: adhesive plaque matrix protein
Exons: 6
Coding region: 126-2858 (910 amino acids)
Biological process (GO): proteolysis
Molecular function (GO): serine-type endopeptidase activity
Source: RefSeq, a predicted model, not a curated record
GGAAGGCCACUCUCAGUCAGUCUGGUGAAUCUGGUCUGCUCGACGCGCACCGAUAUCCGAACGUAAGGACUGAGCCGAAGAUAGUUUCCGUUUAGUUUUUAGUUUACUCCAUCAACGCCCCGAAAAUGGGGAGGAUACGGGAGUCGUCGACGCAAAACAGGCUGCUUGCUGCCGUCCUAGUCGUGUCCAGCCUAGUCCCUGCUGCCGUAACUGGACCUGUGAUGGGAGCGCAAUCCAGUUAUUACCAACCACCCGCAUACGAGCCUACAUACCAGCCGUCGUAUGAACCGGCGUACUCAGCUCCGAGCUAUGAGCCCAGUUACACCCCCUCCUACCAGCCUCCUAGUUAUGAGCCAAGCUAUUCUCCACCAGCUUACCAACCCAGCUAUAGCCCUGCUCCAUCUUAUCAGCCGAGCUACAGUCCUCCAGCGUACAGCCCAGCGCCAACAUACUACAGCCCCCCAAGUUACAGUCCACCAUCGUAUCAGGCGCCAAGUUAUGAGCCAAGCUACAGCCCCCCGGUUUAUCAACCAAGCUAUUCCCCACCAGCUUAUCAGCCCUCUUACGAGCCGAGCUAUACGCCUCCUUCAUACGAACCGAGCUAUCAGCCCUCUUAUCAACCAAGCUAUCAGCCGUCUUACCAACCAAGCUAUGAGCCUAGCUACCCGGUCAGCUACCCUACACCCAGCUAUUCUCCACCGAGUUAUCAGCCAAGUUAUCAACCCAGCUACAGCUACCAACCAUCUUAUUCUCCCAAGCCAACGUACUACCAAGAGUACGAUAAUUACGAUGCCAUCACUUACAAGGAGUUGAAUGUAUCGAUUCAUUGCGGGGUCGUUCCGGCCACGAAUGAUGACUUCUAUCAAGCCUCGAAGGAUAUCGCACCGUUCGGCAAAUACCCAUGGGUGGUUCAAAUCACGGAUGAAUACAAUAACUUUGUCUGUCAAGGGGUCAAAAUUCACAAAUCAUUCGUUCUCACGGAUCGCUCCUGCAUCUACGGGUCGACGGAUAAAUAUCGCGUUCGGAUCGACGACUGGGAUGUGCUCUCCAACUACAACGAGUACGAGCCCUACAGAAACACUGAGUUUAGGAUCUGCGACUCCUUCCCGGUGUCAUAUGAUUACGCAUCAUCCUCGUACAGCUAUGGCGGCUCGGACUCCAAACUACUUGUUCUCCAGAUUAAUCAAGGAAACCUUAUCAACGACAAGUACCCUGCACAUAGACACAUUUGUCUUCCAACCUACUACCAACAAUACUAUUCACCACCAGCUUACAGUCCACCAAGUUAUAGCCCUCCUGCUUAUCAACCAAGCUACUCUCCACCAGCUUAUCAACCUCCUAGUUAUGAGCCUUCAUAUCAGCCAAGCUAUCAGCCCAGCUAUUCUCCUCCCUCUUACCAACCGAGGUACCGACGACAAGCGGGACAAGGUGGGUACGGUUACCAACCGCCAAGCUACACUCCAAGCUACUCCCCACCAAGCUACUCCCCACCAAGCUACACUCCAAGCUACUCUCCACCAAGCUAUCAGCCCAGCUAUAGCUACCAACCGAGCUAUGCACCCCCUGCUUAUUCGGAAUGUUGGGUCGUCGGAUGGUACGGAUCACAGGCUACUCAACUUCAAAAUCAUCCCCCUGCAACUGAACAACAAGAAUCUUCCUACCCUGCCCAGCAAUACGGAGGAUACGGGUACCAACCACCAAGCUAUACGCCAGCCUACCAGAAACCCCAGUACUACCAGGAAUACUACGGCUACUAUGACCAAUCCAAGGUCGAGCGACGCGCCAAGGUCAAGGAGAUCAAGUGCCCAUCAUACGGUUAUGGCUACCAACAACCAAAGUCACAGUCCUACGGAUACGGGUACAAGUCAUAUCAGGAUGAAGACGUCUGCUUCGUCGGUGUGGACGGUUACGAUGCCUGCGUUGCUGACAAGGGGGCUGCUAUCUUCUGCCUGGUUCCCGAGAAAUACGGAUACGAAGCUGGGUACAACAAUUACGAAAGUUACCAGUCUUCUUAUGGCUAUGGGUACAGUCCAAAUACAUACUAUGCGACUUAUCCUGGCUAUCAGAGCAGUUAUUACCAGAAGGAUAUUACCGCCAACCAAGCUCAGCCCAAACAGUACCGUCAACGCGCAGUACUGUACGCCAUCGUCCACAAAGCAACGACCUGCUCCAAAUAUCCUGAACCCUCGUACGGCUAUGGCUAUCAGAAACAAGACUACCAAUCCAAUCCGAUAACGGCGACCAAGGUAUCGUACCAGGUGGUGGAUGCGAUUGAAGAUCUGUUCUGGCAAAAUGUGAUUGACGAGUCCUGCCCUGCGCCCAAGACUUACUAUCCUGAGCCCAAUGUGCAGUACCAAGCCAGUUAUCAACCAGCUUAUCAGCCACCAAGCUAUCAACCAAGUUACCAACCAUCUUAUCAGCCACCAAGCUAUCAACCAGCUUAUCAGCCACCUAGCUACGAACCAAGCUACCAGCCUGCGUACCAGCCCAGCUACUCUCCACCAGCUUACCAGCCGCCAAGUUACGAGCCAUCCUACAGCCCCCCGGCUUAUCAACCAAGCUACUCUCCACCAGCUUACCAGGCGCCAAACUAUGAGCCAAGCUACAGCCCUCCAGCUUAUCAACCAAGCUACUCUCCACCAGCUUAUCAACCGAGUUAUAGUCCACCAUCGUACCAGCCGCUGAGCUACGAGCCUACCUAUCAGCCAAGCUAUCAGCCCAGCUACUCACCACCAGCUUAUCAACCUAGCUAUGAACCAAGCUACUCACCACCAGCUUAUCAACCAAGCUACUCACCACCGGCUUAUCAACCAAGCUACCAACCUCCAGCCUACGAGCCCCCACCAUACUCUGGUUAAUAUUUACCUGAUUAAUUAGGUUUAUUCCUCGGUUUUAUUUCUUGUCGUCGCAGGUUGAUGUUUUGAUUUGCUGUAUAGUUUACCUUUAUUCCAUUCGAGCUUUAAUCCUAAAUUCUCGAUCUGCCAGUCACCUUACAAUCUGACUCUAUAAAUUAGUUACUUUCACCACUCGUAACUCUAACCAGAUUAUUAAUACGUCUUCAUACUUGUUAUCUCAUUGAUAACUACGUUGUUAUAAAAAUCGAAAAAAAAUUUAGAAAAUUGAUUGAUUCUUGUUGGAAUAAAUAUUUAUUGGUUUUCACUUAA